Molecule: messenger RNA, 2245 nt
Organism: Aphanomyces invadans
Lineage: Eukaryota; Oomycota; Saprolegniomycetes; Saprolegniales; Verrucalvaceae
Product: ribosomal RNA small subunit methyltransferase B
Exons: 3
Coding region: 39-2141 (700 amino acids)
Biological process (GO): maturation of LSU-rRNA; rRNA base methylation
Cellular component (GO): nucleolus
Molecular function (GO): rRNA (cytosine-C5-)-methyltransferase activity; RNA binding
Source: RefSeq, a predicted model, not a curated record
UUGUGUUGAACAGUUUUCGACUCCAUCGAGCGAGAGAGAUGGCACCCCCGCCGCGCACGAACAAGUACGAGAAGGUAGCUGCCAAGCAGACCAAGAAGGCAGCACCUCCACAGAAGCGACCGUUGCCUUCCGAGUCAUCCGACGAGGAAGACGACAACGAUGUGGAAGAAGACAGCGACGAGGAAGAGCUGCAAGACGACAACUUUGACGGUGAAGGCGAAGAUGACGACGAAGAUGAUGAGGAUGAUGAAGAAGAUGAUGACGAAGACGAACCGACCGCCGGGUUCUCGGACGCCAACCGCAAGUGGCUCAAGCCCAAAGCGAACGCAGGGUCCGACUCGGACAACGAUGACGACGACGAUGAAGAAGAAACGGCGUUUGAAAAGAAGGCCAAGAAGGCGGCAGCCAAGGCCCAGCGCGAUGACGCAGAUGCCGAAGCGGAACUCCAGCUCAACCUGAAGAACCAGGCAACGUUUGCAUUGGAGGACGCCGAGGGUGAAGACGCCGGCGACGUGUACCAGCGCAUCAAGGAUAUCAUUGAAGUGCUUGCGCAAUUCAAGGAGCGCCGCGAACAGCAUCGCAGCCGUAGCGAAUACAUUGACCAGCUCACGACUGACAUGGCGUCGUACUUCGGCUACAACCGCGAGCUCAUGGUUCUGUUUUUGCAAAUGUUUUCGCCGGCUGAGUGCCUCGAGUUCAUCGAAGCCAACGAGCAGCCGCGCCCGCUUGUCAUCCGCGCCAACACACUCAAGACCCGCCGCCGCGACCUGGCCCAGGCGCUCAUCCAGCGCGGAGUCAACUUGGACCCGCUGGCCAAGUGGUCCAAGGUCGGGCUCAAGAUUUACGACUCGCCCGUUCCGAUCGGGGCCACCCCCGAGUACUUGGCUGGCCACUACAUGCUUCAAUCUGCGUCGUCAUUCGGUCCAGUCUUGGCGCUGGCGCCUGAACCGAACGAGCGCAUUCUCGACAUGUGCUGUGCCCCAGGUGGGAAAACCACGUACGUGGCGCAGCUCAUGCGAAACUCGGGGUCUCUCAUCGCGAACGACCUGAAGAAACAACGGCUCAAAGCGACCGUGGCCAACUUGCACCGCCUCGGCGUCAAAAACUGCGCCGUAUCCAACUACGACGGCCGCAAGCUUCCUACAGUUUUUCAGGGAUUUGACCGCGUCCUGCUCGAUGCGCCGUGCACAGGUAUGGGUGUGAUUGCCCGCGAUCCCUCGAUCAAAACACAAAAGUCGGAGAAGGACGUCCUGCGCCUUGCCCACUUGCAAAAGGAACUCCUCCUCGCCGCUAUUGAUGCCGUCGAUGCCAAGAGCGCCAGCGGCGGUGUUGUAGUUUACUCGACCUGUUCCGUCAUGGUCGAAGAAAACGAAGCAGUUGUCGACUAUGCCCUGCGCAAGCGCGCCGUCAAGCUCGUGGACUCUGGCCUCGAGCACGGCAAACCUGGUUUUACGCGGUACCAGCAGCAGCGCUUCCACCCGAGUGUGGCGCUCACGCGCCGAUUUUACCCUCACGUGCACAACAUGGACGGGUUCUUUGUCGCCAAGUUCAAGAAAUACGCCAAUGCACUCGCCCACCGCGACCAAGAUGACGAUGCUGACGACGGUGACGACGGCCUGUCGAAGCGCGCCAAGCGAAAACUCCAGGCCGAGAACCAAAAGGCUUCAGAUAACGUCGACGCCAACGUUGACGAAGACAUGAGCGAUGCAUCCGACGAGGAUAAAGUUGACAAGGACGAUGAGGCCAGCGAAGACGACGAUGCCGAAGAAGACAAGGAACAGGACGCGAAUGAGGAGGAGGACGAGGACGAGGUCGCCAGCGACGACAAACUAGAAAGCGAAGAAGUGGAGGCGGUCCCGACCCCCAAGGCCGCCAAAGGCAACGCGCGUGCCGCGGCACGACCGGCCACGAAACCGCAAAUGACAUCCAAGUUUGCCGGCAAAAAGCCCCCACAAGGGGGCAAGCCAUUCCAUAAAGCCCAGGGCAAGCCGAGCGGCGGCGCGAAAAAGGCCGGCGGCCGACCCGGGUUCACCCCCGGUCGCGCGACCAAACCGUCGGGGGAACCCAAGCCUCCAAAGCAAAAGCGCUUUAUGGACAACAAAAUGGCACAGGCGCGGAUGAAGAAGCGCCAAAAGAAAUAGAAACCAGUCAUAUGACGACGAGUCGACACCGACCUAUUAUACAAUCCGUCGACGGCACAUUCUGUCCGUGGUAAGGAUACAUAUAUGUAUACUUCGAAGUGCAG